AAAAUCAUGGCAGCUGCAACGUCAAGUCUGGGGAAGGAGAUUCAAGAGGAACUGUCCUGCAGCAUCUGCCUGGAGCUGUUCACCAGGCCCAAGAUGCUGCCCUGUCAGCACACCUUCUGUGAGGACUGCCUUCAAGACCAUGUAGGGGUUCAAAUUGCCUUCCAGUGUCCAACCUGCGAGCUACAGGUCAAAGUACCAUCCCAGGGGAUCACAGGCUUACCUGACAACAACCUGGUCACUAUUCUGUGUGGGAGACUGCGGAAACAGGGGGCAGCACCUGCGGAAACAAGGAAGCAGCCCCAGUCUGGAAACAGGUGCAGCUUCCACCCUACUGAAGAACUGAGGCUGUACUGUAAGCAGUGCCAGGUGCCAGUCUGUAACGAGUGUUUGGAUGAAACCCACAGUGACCACAGCACCAUCACCAUCAAGAAGGCCUCACAGGAGAAGAGGGCUCCAAUCCAGGCACUCAUCAACGAGGGGAGGAACAUCCUAGAAACGUAUCGCAGUUCCCUCCAAGGGAUCAAUGACACAGAGAAAACCCUACAGGAACAGAAGCAGCAGACGGAGAAGAGCAUUACAACACUGUACAACCAAAUGGCACUCGCACUGCUGAAGGGGAAAGACAACCUACUGGAUGAGGUGGAACAAAACCACAGCCAAAACAUAGCCGUGUUACAGAAUGAACGGGACAGGAUCUCAACCGACGUGGAUGAACUGUCUGCUGCCUGUGACAGGGCGGAGCAGGCCUGGAGAGGUGGGCUGGAGUUUCUGGCCCAGGAGACGACUCUGACAGACAUCUUAGGGAAGUACAGAGCAAAGGGGACGCCAGCUCCGGUACAAGCACAACUUGCCGUGACAGUGUUUCAGCCCACUGAUGCAGCAGUGCCGGUUCUGGGACAUGUGAUGGUCCAGUCUCCCCCAUCUGCACCAAGCUCCAUCCCCGCAGCACCACCUACAUCCAACAAUGCUGCAGCCAGGGUCAUAGGUCGUCGCCAUAGCAGUCAAAAUGGGGUUCAGGCAAAGAAAGUGUCCUUUGGCAGAAAGAGAUCAGAUAUAGAGAAUAUCUCCCUUCUGACCAGCCUGGCUUCUGCAGAUGAUGAUGUUGCAUCAGAGGGCACAGGUCAUCACCAUGGCAACCAACACCAAAGACAGCAGCAGGUGAAGAAAGUAUCAUUUACAACAUCAGAUGAUGAAGUUAUCUCAGGUCAGAACCAUGACCUUCACACAGAGCAUCAGGAUCAGAGCCUGACGUUUGGAGGAAAAGGACCAGAGGCAGAAAACCUCGACCUUCCCAGCGGAGUUGUGGUAUCAGAGGAAGGUGAAGUUUUUGUGGGAGACUACAAAGACCAGAAAGUCAAAGUCUUCACACUUGAAGGAACAUUUGUCCGCCAAUUUCCAACAGUCGUGCAAGACGGGAAGAAGAUGGAGCCCCACGAUGUGGCCAUGGAUGAAGUGGGUAACCUGUGGGUGGCUGGGAGCACAACCUCGGCAGAGCUGGCUGUACAGUACACCAAGCGGGGGCGACUACUGAGCACGAUCAGCCUACAGAAGACAGGACAGGUGAGAGGGGUCGCUGUAGACAGCAAAAGGAACCACAUCCUUGUUACACAAGCCACACGGGAAGUUGACAAAUCUAAUGGCGUAGUGCAGGUGUUCAGCCCAGAUGGAACACUUCUGAGAACUGUGGGGGGAAAGCCAGCUGCCUCGUGGCAACAAGGACUGAAGGUUCCACAGUUCAUCGCGGUCGACGGGGAAGGGAACAUUCUCGUGUCCGACUGCCACAGUCACCUCAUCUUUGUGUACGGCGCAGAGGGACAGUUCCUGUUCAAGUUUGGAGGUGAGGGAAGCAGCAAAGGUCAGCUGAAAAGUCCACAGGGCAUCUGUACGGACAGCUCGGGCAACAUCAUUGUUGCUGACAGGAAGAACAGUCGUGUGGAGCUGUACGACCAGACAGGCACGUUUGUCAGGCACAUCGCUACGGGCUUGAGGUGGCCUUGGGCUGUUGCCAUGGCAACACAGGGACAAAUUGUUGUGACCAAUGCAGACAAAAGUACUGUCACCAUAUUUCAAUCAGCUGAACUGAAUUGAACUGAAACUAUCAAAUGAUGCAAAGCAGAAUCUGUUUUAGUUUAGUACCUUUGAUACUGUUUCAAAGAGUGUUGCUACAGUAACUAAAUUCAGUAUAAAUCAGUUUACAACAUAUUGCAUUACAGCCGGCUACAUGCCCUAUUUAAGUACUGAUGGAAAUUGUAUCAUGUUGAAGAUCAAGGCAUUUCUCCGCAUUAAUAAGCCUCAAGGCUUGGGGCUCCAUGACAACAUCAACAUAUUGACAGAAAUCACAUUGUCUGCUUCCAGGAAUUGAAUAGUGUAAUAUUGAGAAAUUCUCAGUUGGGUUUAAGCUAAUAUCUUGAGGCGAUGUCUUGGAUCCAAACAAAAAUUGAUACCAGAAAAAGGAGGAUAUUAUUCUCCCAGGCUAUUAACAAGAAAAUCAAUGUUUUGAUAUUAGGCAUUUGAAUGGUGAAAGCACAACAUAUUACUUUCAAAUUGAUGGGUGCCUAUCUUGAUAAUAUCAUUAUGGACCAAAAAUGGUAUGGGAAAAGAAAGGUGUGUUGGAAGGGAAAAUAACACCUGCAGGAGUAAAAUUGUUUGAUAAAAAUAGCAGAAAGAAAACAUUGCACAAACAGUUGAAGUCAAAUAAAAUUGAUUUGAAAUUCA
Molecule: messenger RNA, 2715 nt
Organism: Branchiostoma floridae (Florida lancelet)
Lineage: Eukaryota; Metazoa; Chordata; Leptocardii; Amphioxiformes; Branchiostomatidae
Product: tripartite motif-containing protein 3-like
Exons: 1
Coding region: 7-2088 (693 amino acids)
Biological process (GO): proteasome-mediated ubiquitin-dependent protein catabolic process; negative regulation of translation; protein polyubiquitination
Molecular function (GO): zinc ion binding; protein binding; translation repressor activity
Source: RefSeq, a predicted model, not a curated record